Molecule: messenger RNA, 3570 nt
Organism: Trachymyrmex cornetzi
Lineage: Eukaryota; Metazoa; Arthropoda; Insecta; Hymenoptera; Formicidae
Gene: usp
Product: retinoid X receptor ultraspiracle
Exons: 7
Coding region: 486-1763 (425 amino acids)
Biological process (GO): regulation of DNA-templated transcription
Cellular component (GO): nucleus
Molecular function (GO): zinc ion binding; nuclear steroid receptor activity; sequence-specific DNA binding
Source: RefSeq, a predicted model, not a curated record
CUCCCCCUCUCGUCCCGAGACUGCACGCUCACAUGCAACGAGAGCCAGACCGGCCGGCUGGCACUCAGUCGCCUUUAGCGCCGUGCAUCUCCGAGUCAGUCAGUCAGUCAGUCAGUCAUUGAGUCAGUCAGUCGGUGAAUCGGGUCGCUCGGGUACGCGCGAAAGAAUAGUUAAGCAACCGGUCGCGCGAUCGAUCACGAACGAACCAAAGAAGUGCAGUGAGCAACCAUACCAAAUCGAUACCAAAAGAAGGAGUACAGUUCGGGCGAGGGAGGGCAGGACAAGGUGGAAGGUACAGGACUUCUUUCGCGAGAUGACGCGGUGCGGACGGGGCGAGGGUUCCGUCUGAAAAGAAACGAAAAAGGUCGAGCCACGCGGGGUGGUGUGCCACGGGGGGUGGUGGUGUGCGUGUGUGUGAAAAGAUCGGCAAAAUAAAUCGGUCCACGGUGACGAGUGAAAGUAGAUCGGGCAGGCAGCCGGGCAAGAUGAUGAAGAAGGAGAAGCCGAUGAUGUCGGUGACGGCCAUCAUCCAGGGCACUCAGGCCGUCGCUCAGCAUUGGGCACGUGGCAACUGGCUGAGUUUAGAUAACAGCAAUAUGUCGAUGUCAUCGGUGGGUCCGCAAAGUCCUCUCGACUUGAAGCCCGAUACGGCCCUUAUCAACCCAGGGAACUUCAGCCCAUCGGGUCCCAACAGUCCAGGACCCUUCAAUGCUGGUUGUCACAGCAACCUCCUGAGUACAUCGCCCAGCGGCCAGAGCAAAACGGUCACGCCUUAUCCGCCUAAUCACCCCUUGUCGGGCAGCAAACAUCUGUGUUCGAUCUGCGGCGACCGUGCGAGUGGCAAACACUACGGCGUUUACAGCUGCGAGGGAUGCAAGGGAUUCUUCAAGAGGACUGUACGUAAGGAUCUGUCGUAUGCCUGCCGCGAGGAGAAAUCCUGUAUUAUCGAUAAACGACAGAGAAAUCGCUGCCAGUACUGCCGGUACCAGAAGUGCCUGGCCAUGGGGAUGAAGAGGGAAGCAGUACAAGAAGAACGUCAACGCACCAAGGAGCGGGAUCAGAGCGAGGUGGAAAGCACGAGCAGUUUGCACGCGGAUAUGCCGAUCGAGCGCAUCCUUGAGGCGGAGAAAUGGAUCGAGUGUAAGAUAGAGCAGGGAAAUUACGAGACCGCAGUGCACCUUUGCAACGCCACGAAACAGCAGCUCUAUCAGCUAGUGGCAUGGGCGAAGCACAUCCCGCAUUUUACGUCGUUACCAGUAGCGGAUCAGGUACACCUGCUCAACGCUGGCUGGAACGAGCUGCUAAUAGCCGCCUUCUCCCACCGUUCUAUUGAUACGAAGGAUAGUAUCAUUCUGACAACAGGCGCCGCGGUACAUCGACAUUCGGCGCAACAGGCGGGUGUGGUCACAAUUUUCGAUCGAGUAAUCUCGGAGUUGGUGUCGAAGAUGCGCGAAAUGAAAGUAGACAAAACCGAACUCGGAUGUCUUAGAUCCAUUAUCCUCUUCAAUCCUGACGUACGAGGCAUCAAGUCCAUCCAAGAAGUCAGUUUAUUGCGUGAGAAGAUUUACGCCGCUCUGGAAGAGUACACCCGCGUGAACUGUCCGGACGACCCCGGCAGAUUCGCCAAGCUGCUGCUUCGCCUACCAUCCAUCCGUUCGAUCGGUCUCAAAUCGGCCGAGCACCAGUUCUUUUAUAAGUUAAUCGGCGAAGUGUGUGUCGAAAACUUCUUUGCGGAAAUGUUGGAAUCACCGUCGGAUCUUUAGGAGCAGAAGGUGUGCCGCGUUUUGGGGCACACCGAUUUGUAAAAAAGUAAAGUAAAGGACAUAAGAGGACGUCGAAGAAGAAGAAGACGAUGACGACGAAAGAGGAUAGGACCCGCAUUCGAGUCGAGUUUCGCAUUCGAGAUGCAACGAUUUCUGUACUGCGCCGCCUUUUCCCGCGUUGCAGUAUAGACUAUCCGUGUGUCGAGCGAGGUGGAAUUUACUUACUUCUCUUUAUCGCCAUCCCUGUCUCCUCCCCCCUUCUUCCCAGUUUUUCCCCUCGCCCUGUUAUUUAUGUUUUUGUUAGAGCUUAGCGACUCUUAUGUCCAGCGUAAGGAGGCGGUCUUACUGGCCGACGACGCAACGCACGUACUGAAAGAUAGCGAUGUAAGUGCGUGUAUAUGCGUCUGUGCGUUUUGUAUGGCUUGUAUACACGUCAACAUCUGAGCACAAUUUGAACGUGGUAGAUAACUACGAUCUGCAUAAUACAAACUUCGAUGUUGUCGAUCGGUAAUUAGUUAAUUUCUCAAACCGGUUGAAUUUGUUGCGACGAUCAGAUAGAGAGAAUUCUCUAUCUCUAUUAUAAAAUAUUGUUAAUCACAAUCGCGCUGCCUCUUUAGCCUGCGACAUGUGUCGUGCCAUCAUCCGAGCGAAGAUCGUGUCUCACACGAUGUUUCGUGCCGAUCGAUCCUUGUUUCGGACAGACGUCGCGUCUUCGUCGGACCGCACCUUUCACAGUCUCACAGAAGUUCCUAGAAUUAUUAAGUUUCUUUUUUUUAUUUUUGCACUUUGUUACUUUUCGGUCUCUCUUUUUUUUAUCUUUGUCGUCUCUCUUUCUCGACAACGUCACCGAUUGCCUCGGCGAUCUCACUUUUGACGGCGGACGCUUGACGAAGACGCGAUUUUGUCUGUGCUCGCGAGUUCUCGGACACCUUUACAUUCCAACUCUGCCUCGAUUCGGAUCGUUACUUUAAAGAGCCACUAUUUGCAUAUAGAUAUGUAUACAUACAUACUUGCAUCAAUGCGUAUUCCUUACGCUCAGUGCGCAAGUUUAACGAUAAUUUAUUGUUUUGUAUUUUAGAGUAUAGGAAAGAAACGAACUUACUAAUUCAAUAUUAAUUAAAUUAAAUAUACGCAUGAUAAGCCCCCUUUUUUAUGCAGCAUGUGUCCAUAAUGAAGUAUCAGAAGUGCAACAAAUGUGACGUCGGAGCGUGCAAAUGAAGUAUUUACUUUCAAGGUGUUAGGGUUUCCGUUUAUUUCUAUUUCUUUUUGGUAAAACGCACGCUCAGAUAUAUACUCGGAUCUUCUUCGUUAAUCUUUAACAUUUAGAUUUAAUGUUAUGACAAACUCUUACUACGCGUAUACUUUGCAGUACUGGAAUGCUGUCUUCUGUGUCUGGUACAAAUUUGACAUGGCAGCAAAUAGAGUAGAGAGAGUAUAUAAAAAUUUUUUUGUCAUAGUUUUUACGACAGUGAGAUUUGUUUUCCCCCGGAGAAUGUUUAAUGCACGAAAGCAGAUAAAAAAAAGAUACAGGAGCUCUCGAAUCUUUGAAAAAAAAAGAGAUAUUUGCGAGAUGUAUAAUUAUACUAUAAAAAUCUAGCAUACGAUAAGAAUUAACUGAUCGUGGACACAGGAUUAAGAUAGAACCCUACUCUCGUUGUUAGUAAUUUACAGAAUUGUGUAUCACAUGAUGUGAGCUGAUGGAUCCGACGAAUUUGUAAGUUACAUAAAGCGGAGCAUCUGCAAAUGUUUGCUCAGCGGCUUAUUUUCUAAAUUUAAAUGUUAUUAGAUAUAUAAAGAUGUGUACAAA